AUGGCUGCACCUAAUGGAGGAUACUUCAUUCAGGAUAAGCUGUACAAGACAGCCCCUCACCAUGAGAGCUACAAGCAGCUUUGGGAGACCAAGUGGAAGAAGCCUAUGGGUGUCUACCCUUUUAUGUUUUCUGCAGUCAAAGACUUCGAACCCAUAGUCGAGAAGCUUGUCGCCGAGCCAUACGACUGGGACGACUAUGCUCAAGUCUACUUCCCCAAAGCCGAGGAGCUGGUUUCUGAGGCACAAAAGGCCGAGCAAGAGGGAAACAAGGAGAAGGCUUCUGAACUCUACCUGCGGGCAAGUGCUGUCUACCGCAUCUCAAGGUUUCCUGCUCCUCGCUCAGAGAAGCAACGGUAUGCCUGGCAGGAAGGCAAGAAGGCUUGCAUCAAGGGGCUAGGGUGUAUUGAAGUACCGCACACCCAUGGCAUCAGAGGAGAAGGAAAGAACAUUCCCAUCUACCACUUGCUCCCAUCAGAUGCCAGCGAAUCAAACCCUGCCCCCGUCGUUCUGAUCAUGACCGGUCUAGACGGCUACCGCACAGAGCUCUCCGUCUGGAUGGAGGGAUGGCGUCAAAACGGCGUCGGCACCAUCGUCGUCGAAAUCCCAGGCACCGGCGACUCUCCAGCUCUAGCCUCUGACCCAACAUCUCCCGAUCGCCAAUGGAGCAACAAGGUCUGCGUCUGGGCCUUUUCGACAGGAGGUUAUUACGCCAUUCGCCUUGCCCACACGCAUCCCACUCGUCUUGCUGGUGUGGUUGCCCUAGGCGGUGGUGUCCACCACAUGUUUGACGAAGAAUGGCUCAACAAUCUCUUUGGCACCAAGGCCAAUCCGGUGGAUCAGAUGAAGACUAUUCCCUUCAAGCCAAAGUACUAG
Molecule: messenger RNA, 873 nt
Organism: Aureobasidium uvarum
Lineage: Eukaryota; Fungi; Ascomycota; Dothideomycetes; Dothideales; Saccotheciaceae
Source: the annotation of a GenBank genome assembly